Molecule: messenger RNA, 884 nt
Organism: Camelina sativa (false flax)
Lineage: Eukaryota; Viridiplantae; Streptophyta; Magnoliopsida; Brassicales; Brassicaceae
Source: RefSeq, a predicted model, not a curated record
GCUGAGUUAUUAGCUGGUAGACCGAUUAUGCCAGGUCGUAACGAGGUUGAGCAGUUGCAUAGGAUAUAUAAGUUAUGUGGAUCGCCUUCGGAAGAGUACUGGAAGAAGAUUAGGCUCCCUUCUACUCAUAAGCAUGCUCAUCACAAGCCUUUACCACAAUAUAAGAGAAAAUUAAGAGAGGUUUACAAAGAUUUCUCUCCUGAGGCGCUUUCUCUACUUGAUAAGCUUCUAUCGCUCGAUCCAGCUGAGCGCCAGACAGCUCCAGAAGCGUUGAUGAGUGAUUUCUUCACGACGGAGCCAUUGGCAUGUCAACCUUCUGAUCUCCCGAAAUAUCCUCCAACUAAAGAGAUUGAUGCCAAGAGACGAGAUGAAGAGUAUCGGAGACAAAGAGAAGCCCGUAAGGCUCAAGGAGAGAGCGGAAGAAGAAUGAGACCCCGAGAACGAGCCCCAAGAGCAAUGCCAGCUCCUGAAGCCAACGCUGAGAAUCAAUCUAACAUUGAUAGGAUGCGUUUGAUAACGCACGCGAAUGCAAAGAGCAAAAGCGAGAAGUUUCCUCCACCACAUCAAGACGGGUCGCUUGGUUUUCAGGUGGGAUCUUCACGGCGGCUGGAUCCAUCAGAGAUACCGUAUAGCACAAACUCAUUCACUUCAUCUUACUCCAAAGAACCAUUCCAGUCUUGGUCAGGCCCUUUGGCUCCCAUUGGAGGAGCAUCUGACUCAACGACACGGAGGAGAAACGAUAUCAACAAGGAGAGAAGAGUGGCUUCUAAGGUUAAAGGCAAAAGAAUCGUUGUUUGAGAGAUUUUUAUUCGUCAGAAAAUUUCAAAAGUUUCCUUUUUUUUUUUUUUUGAUAGAGAGAUACUUCCCAAUUUUUCCUUUUUUGG